This is a messenger RNA of Salvia miltiorrhiza (redroot sage), 2813 nucleotides long. RefSeq names its product protein ENHANCED DISEASE RESISTANCE 2-like. The transcript is spliced from 20 exons. Gene Ontology annotation, molecular function: lipid binding. Lineage: Eukaryota; Viridiplantae; Streptophyta; Magnoliopsida; Lamiales; Lamiaceae. The record is from RefSeq and is a predicted model, not a curated record. The coding region runs from base 385 to 2538 and encodes 717 amino acids.
AACGACACACACACACACACAAAGGAAAAGAAAUAAAAUAAAGAAAUAAGAAAUGAAAAAAAUUGCACAUUGUAAUUUAGCUAGAAAUCUUGAAAAAAAGUCUGUCAUCCUGCAAUCGAUGCUCUGGUUCCCUUUGGCGGAAUCAGGGGAUCAUUCAUCAUAAUUCUUUUCUCACCUUCUGAGAAUUUUCUCUCUCCCUCUCUUGUACAUGCACAUAUCUAAAUCUUUCUGUAUGUGUAUGUAUAUGUGUCUAUACUUGGUGAAAAGCCAAUCUUGGGACAUUUCCAAAACGGGUUCUUGUUUUGAGGGGGAAAAGAUCGAUAAAGUUUGGUUUUUUAUUUUCAUUUUCUAAAAUAUUUUAUUUUUUUCAAUCUGUUUUGGGUGAUGGGCAUGGCGGAAAAUGAAGGGAAAAUGCAGGGAUGGCUGCACUUGAUUCGUUACAAUCGUAUUGGGCUGCAGUAUUCUCGUAAAAGAUACUUCAUUCUCGAAGACGACUGCCUUAAGAGCUUCAAAUCAAUCCCCACUUCACACACAGAGGAGCCUGUGCGAAGUGCAAUAAUAGACUCCUGCAUUCGUGUUGUGGACAAUGGAAGAGAGAGCCAUCGCAGGAAAUUAUUUUUCAUCUUCACCCUAUACAAUACUGCAAAUCAUAACGAUCAGCUAAAGCUUGGGGCAACGAGCUCGGAAGAAGCAGCUAGGUGGAUCCGUGCUUUGCAGGAUGCUGCAGUUAAGACGGUAGAUUUGGUUUCUUGCUCCAAACGAAAAUAUCAGCCUUUCAGCUUGAGUAUUUCGAAAAGAAUGGCAAGAAGGUCUAUUGAUUGGACCUCGACAUCUUUAUUUCAUGUGGAUGCAAUGACCUCCGAUGUAAUAGCACCAUCACCGUGGAAAAUAUUUGGCUGUCAAAAUGCAUAUUCAGGAUUACGUCUCUUCAAAGAAGCUAAAGACAUAGACUCCAAUGUUCGGAGGUGGGACGACCAUCCAGCCAUAAUGGCUAUUGGUGUCAUCAACGGAACACCUGAAGCUGUUUUUCGUACGCUCAUGGCUAUUGAUGCCUCAAGGACAGAGUGGGAUUUUUGUUUCAACAAAGGUAGCGUGGUCGAGCACCUUGAUGGGCAUACGGAUAUAAUACACAUUCAACUAUAUAAGCAUUGCCUACCUUGGGCAAUGAAGCGUCGUGACUUGCUGCUGCGACGAUAUUGGAGGAGAGAAGACGAUGGCACAUAUGUGAUUCUCUACCAUUCAGUGGUCCAUAAAAAGUGUCAACGUCAAAAUGGAUACGUCCGUGCCUCCGUUAAAAGUGGUGGAUACGUGAUCAUUCCUAUGAAUCGAGGCAAGCAAUCUAUUAUAAAACACAUGCUUUCUGUUGAUUGGAGGUGUUGGAAAUCCUAUCUCAGAAAAGCUUAUGCGAGAUCUAUUACUAUCUGUAUGCUUGGAACAGUUGCAGCCUUAAGAGAGUUGUUCAAAGCAAAAGAAGAAUGUACAAUAGAUGUCGGUGUUCCCGAAAGUGAAGAGGUUAUCAAAACAGAGGUUUGUUGCAAAAGGAUACAAAAUGAAACAGAUGAGGCGACGCCAGUAUACAUCUCCGGGGCAUCCAGUAUCACGGGACUGAAUGACAUAGCGGAUGAAUUUUUUGACGUUCCUGAACCUUCAGACGACGAAGAAGGAUGGCCUUCAAAUACAGAUCCUGAUUCAUGUUAUGUGAACUCGUGCCAGACAAAAUUCUCAUCCACAGCAAACUUUGUGAAAAGGCUGCAGGAUCUUACAGUCCAGAAAAAGGGUUACGUCGACUUGCAAUCUGUAUCUUGGGAAGACAAUUAUUAUGGCACGACACUCCCAAAAGAUGCAAAUUUCAACACGCCUUGUAGCUGGGCGGAAGCAGAUCCUACCUCGUUUCUUGUCCGGGGCAAAACUUAUCUGCACGACCAAAAAAAGAUCAAGGCGAAUGGCACUUUGAUGCAGAUGGUUGGAGCGGAUUGGAUAACAUCUAGCAAGCGCGAGGAUGAUCUCGCUGGCAGGAGCGGUGGCAUUGUCACGAAAUACGCGGUUGAGGGGAGAUCGGAGUUCUUUUUUGUGAUUAACAUACAGGUUCCCGGCACAACCACAUGCAGUUUGGCCCUAUAUUAUAUGCUAAAGACGCCCCUAAAAGAAACGCCUUUGUUGGAGCGUUUCAUAGAUGGAGACGAUGCUUUUAGAGAUUCAAGAUUCAAGCUCAUUCCAUACAUUUCAAAGGGUUCUUGGAUCGUAAAGCAGAGCGUUGGAAGGAAGGCUUGUUUGGUAGGUCAAGCGCUUCAAAUGAACUAUUUUCGAGGAAAAAACUACUUGGAGCUUGGAAUUGACAUCGGCUCAUCAACGGUGGCGAGGGGCGUUGUAGGCCUCGUUCUUGGAUACCUCAACAAUCUUGUCAUAGAAAUGGCAUUUCUGAUACAGGGAAAUUCACCAGAGGAGCUGCCGGAGAUUUUAGUGGGGACGUGUCGACUAAACCAUCUAGAUGCAGCAAAGGCAGUUUCUAGUGAUACAAUCAGCAGCAGCAGAAGCUAAGAAUUAGAAUGCUGCUAGUUUGAAGACAUUUUACAGGUAGAUGGACACAGAUGAACACCAUAAACUCAUUCAUGUAUAGUUUAUUCUUUUUAGAGAUAAUUAAUUUAGAGUUAGAUAUAUAGUUUGUCACCAUUUAUUUGAUGGUGUGAGAAAGGGCUAGUACUAGAAUACUAGUUGAGUUGCAACAGUUUUUCAAAGAAACUAUCAUAAUUUGAGGUGUAGCGAAGAUGCUACAAAUAGUAUAUGUGAAUGAAGAAGAACUGAGAUUUUGUUCA